Zerene cesonia (dogface butterfly) is the source of this 1358-nucleotide messenger RNA. RefSeq lists its product as uncharacterized. NCBI's taxonomy places the organism in Eukaryota, Metazoa, Arthropoda, Insecta, Lepidoptera, Pieridae. The record is from RefSeq and is a predicted model, not a curated record. The transcript is spliced from 6 exons. Bases 116 to 1327 code for a protein of 403 amino acids.
UCAUUUAUCUAUCUAAUGAGUAAAGGAUUUGAAUCUUAUUUACCCAAGUCCAGACAUAUUACGAUAAAAUUAGACCUCCUUCCUAUAUAAACUCACUGUUGUCUCAAUUACCAUCAUGUCCUUAUCGGAUUUAAAACAUACAUUAAGAAAAUAUGAGUUCCCGGCGAGUGCUAAAGAAGCAAUAUUAAAAAUUGAACAACUAUUAAUUGGGAGAUCGGCUCCAACCAGUAAACAACUGGACAUUGCUAUGGAUAUAACGUCUGAGUUUAUAUUUUGUGAGACGGAUCGCCGUGGAACACGUCGAGGAAGCGGCCUCAACCCAUUACAAGAGCUACAGCUAAUUGACAUUAUAAGUGAUUAUCUUACAGCUUGCACAAAUGAAACCACUAAAAAUACAAUUUUUUUGUCCUUAUUCGGUAGUAUGGAAAGUCAAAGAAAAUUGAAAAUACUUAGUAUUCUAGCGAGCAUGGCUGUGUCAGCAUCAUGUACACCAGUGCUGUUGGCUGUUGGUGUGUGGCUCCAGCAGAUGGGAUGUUCAUCCUCACAUUCCCUACAGCUUGUAGAAAAUGUUAUACAGGAUCAUUUCUUUUUAAACACAUCCAAUCAGAAUUCAUUGAAAUCACUAGCGACCACAGCGCCACAGUUUGUGUGCAGUUUCAUCACAGCAGUAACAGAGUUAUAUGUUCAUGAUGUUCAGGGAAAUAAGAAAAUGCCUCCCAAGAACUUAUUGGAAGUUAUAACAUCUUGGGUUUAUACAAAUCCAACACUAUGCAUGUCAGCACAGUUAAAUCCCCCAGCUUUGCCUGUUGGUGCCAUACCAAUGGCAGCCGUGACUCCUUUGGCUGGCUUAAUACAUUGGUGUGCACUGGCACCUCUUUAUUUUGAUGAAUCUAUAGAUCUUGAAGAAGAAGCACCACCAUUAAAAAAAAUAAAAGUGGAAGGUGAAAAACAUACAAUAAUAAAAACACUUCCUACAAAGUCUAUGAACAUGUCAGAGUUAUACAUAAAGCUACAUUUAGCAGUGUUGCAUAGUUUAAGGGUUGGUCGACGGACCCACGGCCCGCCCACUGCAGUGAAUGGACAGCAUUUAGCUGCCUUGACACCCCUAGUUCAGACAUAUGCACACCAACUCUUGAAAAGGGGGGUAAAGUUGCAGACUGAUAGUAAGCUACAGGAUUGUCUAGACAGAAUAGGGCAGGCAGUGCAAGUGGCUCUCGCAAAUGGUUGUGUUUAUGGUAACAUUAGCAAUCUUUUAGCUGCAUUAGACACAUUACCAGAGAACAGACUACUGAGGAUUAUAAUAAAGAAACACCAACAGAGUAUAUGAAAUAUUGAAUUGGGUUGAUGCACCCAGUGUG